AUGCCCUUCACCAUACCGCUGCGCACAUCAGCCGCGGCCGCCUCCACCUCGACCGACCAAGCCAGCAGCGGCAGCGGCAGCGGCAGCGGCGGCGGUGACUACCAGCUCUUUGAGAUCCCACCGGAUCUCCUUGCGCACUUCACCUCUGCUGGCGCCUCGUCUGCAUCGGUGCCGACGCAGCUCACCAUCAAGGGGCAGCCCAACGACUCGGCGGUUCUCACAACCGCCACGUCGACCUACGCCCUCCGCAGCGUCUCCCAGAGCAACUCGCUCCUCGUCUGUUCCCUUGCGCCCUCCGCCUCGUCGCCACAGGAUGCCACGUCAGGCAAGACCAUGGAGCUGCAACUGCAGACCACCAUCUCGGAUACGCUCGAGUGUCAGCUAUCCGUGCCGCACCUUGGCCGCAUCACCUCGCUGCUCCGCCCCACGCGCUACAGGGGUCGAUCCGACGCCCAACCGAGCACCGGCGCACGGCUCUACCGCAGGCACGAGAUCUUCGACCUGGUCCAGGCGAGCGACGCCGAGAUUGUACGGGGGCUCGACGAGCAGCGCGUCGUCGAGCUCGACGGCGUCAUGAGGCAGCUCGACGACGACUUCACCCUCGACCUCCUCAAGGCCGUCCUGGCGCAGGUCGAGGUCAAUGCGUACCUCCUCGAACAGGUACCGCUCCACGAGCUCGUAGAUGGUCUCGACAAGGAGUUUGAUAUCGAACCCAGCGUCACGAGGCAGGCUUGCUCCCGUCUUUUCGGAAAAGUCCGCGAGGGACAGGGGCGGGGGCCCGAGGCGAAGGAGGAGGACGAGGUGGUGGAGCUGGAUGCGAUGGCCAUUACGAGGUUCAUCGGGAUACAGCAGCUCAAGACGGCAAGGAUGCCAAUACCGCUCUCGACCUUCUUCCACUCCUGGCAGGCCGCGAGCGGAUCGACGCUAUCGCCGCACGUCUCGCUACCCCUCCUCCGGGGCGAGUACAUCCUGCACCCGGCAGCGCAGCCCUACACCUCGACGACCUCGACAACGAGCGCACCGGCAUUCAGCAUCCAGCGCUUCUCGAUCGCCGACCUUCCCACCGCGCCGGCCGCACGCUUCCAGGACCUGUUCAACACGCGGCCGUCCUGGACCGCCGAGGACCUCGAUCCGUUCAUCGAGGACCUCGUCCAGGGCGAGGGGCUGCAGCAGCAGAGAAAGAAAAAGGACGCGCUCCUCCUCAAAUUCUGCCGCGCCAGCAAGGUCAAGAUCGUCGACUGGAGCGGCGAGCUCGCCAGGUUCUUUGGCCACGUCGACGAGGACGAUGAGGCGCGACAGGGUGGUGUCGGGGACGAGGCGAUGGCCGAGGCGGAUAGACGGAGAGUCAAGAGCAGGACCAGGAAGGACACAAAGCUCAAGGACGUCACGCUCUACACGGCCCGCGUCAAGUUCUAA
This is a messenger RNA of Pseudozyma flocculosa PF-1, 1416 nucleotides long. RefSeq lists its product as uncharacterized. Gene Ontology annotation, cellular component: Ctf18 RFC-like complex; chromosome, centromeric region; chromatin. Gene Ontology annotation, biological process: mitotic sister chromatid cohesion; maintenance of mitotic sister chromatid cohesion. Lineage: Eukaryota; Fungi; Basidiomycota; Ustilaginomycetes; Ustilaginales; Ustilaginaceae. The transcript has 2 exons. Bases 1 to 1416 code for a protein of 471 amino acids. The record is from RefSeq and is a predicted model, not a curated record.